AUGAGAGGAGUAAAGUGGUUUUGGGAUUCUUCAGGUAUAAUGGUGCUUUGGAUGUUUUGUUGGGCCUUUUCUCUGGUUCUGGGUGCUCCCAGUAGUUUUAAAGAUUUGCCAAGAUUGUGGAGCAACAGUGUGCUGUAUUGUGGAAGGGAAAGCUUGCAGUUCCUCUUACCUGCAAAUCAUACAGAGAUAAUUCCCUUUCUUACUGUUGUAGAUUCAGAAGGCCAGUUUCAUCCUCUUGACAGAUCUGCUUGUAUCUCCAUCUCUCGAAAACCAGAAGGCUCUACCUUGGUCACUGUUCCUUUUGCUGGAUGUUUCUUUAUCAAAACGAAUGGCAACUUCUUAAUGACUCUCAGGAUUGAAAGACGGGAAACUGUUAGUAAAGUUCUUUUUUAUGAAGAGGACCUGAAAUGCCCAAUCCAUUUGCCAGAUGCUCCAAGCAACAAUGUGUGCCAGGGAGUACAGAGACAAGACCGUCUUCCUUGUGCCACUCAACCUGUGUCUCGGGGAGAAUGUGAAGACAGAGGCUGCUGUUAUACCCCUGGUGAUCUUCAUGCUCCUUGUUACUAUGGCAAUACAGUGACUGCACACUGCACACCAGAUGGCCGCUUCUCAAUUGCAGUAUCUAGAGAUGUGACUCUGCCAUCAUUAAUUCUGGACUCAGUGCAUCUUCUCAGUGGACAUGGUAGUGGUUGUGAUCCAGUGACAAAGAAUGGUGCCUUUGUCCUCUACAAUUUCCCACUCUCUUCCUGUGGAACCACUUUUCAAGGAGCUGAAGAUCAGGGCAUAUAUGCAAAUGAGCUGGCAGCACACCAGGAUGUCCAGAACUGGAACACUGGAUUAAUCACAUGAGUUAGCACCUUCAGGCUGCAUGUCAGCUGCAGGUAUUCAACAGGGAGCUUCCUCCCACAAGUACAAGUCUUCACCUUGCCACCUCCACCUCCAAUCACUCACUUUGGCCCACUCAGUCUAGAGCUAAGAAUUGCCGCUGACCAGAAGUACAGCCAAUACUAUGCUAAUAGGGAUUACCCUGUAGCUAAGCUACUGAAGGAUCCAGUUUUUGUGGAAGUAAGGAUCCUGCAAUGAACCGACCCAAACAUUGUAUUGGUUCUCCAUGAGUGCUGGGCCACACAAAGUACAAACCCGCUGCAGUGGCCACAGUGGCCCAUCUUGGUGAACAGGUGUCCAUAUGGAGGUGACAACUACCAGACUCGGUUCGUCCUUAUAAGAGCAGUUGCAGGACUACAGUUUCCAUCUCACUACCAACGCUUUGUUGUCAACACUUUCACCUUUGUGGACUCUGUUUCGCAGCAGGCACUUACUGGACCAGUUUACUUCCACUGCAGUGCUGCUGCCUGUGUCCCAUCAACAAUGGAAUCCUGCAUGGCUCCCUGUCCUGGGAUCAGAGCCAAGAGAACACCUAAGAACUGAGCCCUACAGGGCACUCCAAGAAGCCUAGUGACAGCAGAGGGACCUGUGGACUUCCAUAUGAGUAAUGAACAAGAUGUUGCUGAGCAGAAAGGUUCCCAUUGGGCUAGUCCAAUCUUGUCAAAGGAAUGGGAGAGAGCCCUUGUAGUUGCAGUGGGAGCUGUCUUCGUCAUGUUGGCUCUUAUAGGGUUAAGAAAAUACUGGAAAAGACCAAAAUGUGAACAGACAAACAUUCUUUAA
Molecule: messenger RNA, 1665 nt
Organism: Rhineura floridana
Lineage: Eukaryota; Metazoa; Chordata; Lepidosauria; Squamata; Rhineuridae
Product: zona pellucida sperm-binding protein 4-like
Biological process (GO): binding of sperm to zona pellucida; prevention of polyspermy
Cellular component (GO): egg coat
Molecular function (GO): structural constituent of egg coat; acrosin binding
Source: RefSeq, a predicted model, not a curated record